CUCAAUCCAAGUGUGAUCACCAUCAACAUUGAAAAACUCUUCAAAAUUAUUCGUUGAACCGGUUACUUUCCAGACCUUAUCAUUCUUCUCGCUUAUUGGCUUAUACUUUCCUGAUUUUCAUUUGAUCAUAAGUGUUGGGGUUGUGAGCUCGCGUCUUCGGUUUUCCGCUUGGGUGCAGACUGUUUACUUUAUAUUGAUUGAUUAUUGAUAGGAAGUCCUCAAAAGAGAGUUGAAAGUGUGGACACAAAUACACUUCACUCACCCCUUGAUCGUAGUUCUUCAUUCGAAUAGGUGCUUCCCAUUUUAACUCAGGUCUUUAUUUACAAAUCUCCCACUCGCUCGCUCGACUAAUUUUUAGUUUUAGAAGAGCUCUGAGCGUCUACAAGGCGGAAGGUCAUCCUGAUAAUUGUUUUUACCUGGUAAAGUGAAGGAUUGAGUUGAAAUUAUUCCUCUAUAUCUAUCAUCACUGGCCAUAAUAAUCUACAUCACAUCCAUAAGCCUGAUCAACCGCCCUCAAGACUCGUUGAUCAGAUUAUACUUACCUUCGAAUCGAUCAAGCUAAGCAACAUGAUGGACUGGGAUUGGUCAACAGCCCUAUACCCGGCUCAAAAGCUUACAAAACAACCACAUCCUUCAUCAACUAUCACGCUGGCAUCACCUAAAACUAAAACUGACAACUUUUUCAGCUGUAUGACUACUAGCGAUCCUCCACCGAGUCUCACUUCUUUCCAUUAUCCCACUCUUAACACAGCAACUUCAUCGUCCUCAUUGUGGGGUCAUCAAAACCUCAACCAAAAUCGAAAUGAGUCUCAUCGUCAUAAUCUAAUCAAUCCUCACUCUAACUUUGGUUUACCAUCAGAUUAUCUUAACUCGCCUUCUCAAUCUUGUCAUCAACUUUUGGAUUCAUCAAAUGAUCUUAAUCUAAAUUGUAAUAUUCCAGUAUCUUCUCAUUCUUCAUUGAUAAAGAAUAUUAUCACUACUAGCGCUGCUACUUCCAAUAUGACAUCUUCAUCGUCAUCCAAUCUAAAUAAUUCUCUUUAUCCUAUCAAUAGUACUACUUCAUCUCAUCCUACCUCUCCUCCAUUACUUCAUAAUCACCAACACAUUCAACAACAACAACAAUUGGCUCAACAUGCGUUUUAUACUCGGUAAGCUAUCGUUCAACCCUUGUUUUGCUCUUUGCCAUUAUUCUUCCUCUUAAAAUUUCUCUUUUGGCUUCUAUGAAUGUCAUGAAACUGGGCUAUACAUGUCUUUCUUCCGUUCUUUGUUACCUUUCUUUUGUCCUCUCGACGAGGAGAUACCCGAGAUAUCAAUGCGCAUAAAAGUCGAUCACAUACAUUUUAACCAUCU
Messenger RNA from Melampsora larici-populina 98AG31, 1350 nucleotides. RefSeq lists its product as uncharacterized. The transcript is spliced from 2 exons. The coding region runs from base 568 to 1152 and encodes 194 amino acids. The record is from RefSeq and is a predicted model, not a curated record. NCBI's taxonomy places the organism in Eukaryota, Fungi, Basidiomycota, Pucciniomycetes, Pucciniales, Melampsoraceae.